AUGGCCAGUCUACUGACGACGAGACGCGUCGUGUUCCCUGCCGCCGCCGCCGCCGCAGCAGCAGCAGCAGCAUCACGAGCUACAUGUACACCGAUGACGGCGACGAAACGAUGGUAUGCGUCCCUUGACCUGCCAGCCCUAGACGAAAAGUGGCGCAAGAUCUGGAGGGAGCGGCAGGACGGACGGCGAAUCACCGAUGGAGGGGCGGACUCGAAAUACAUCCUCCCCAUGUUCCCCUACCCCUCGGGGACGCUGCACCUGGGUCACCUGCGCGUGUACACUAUUGCCGACGUGGUGGCCAGGUACAGGAGGCUCAGGGGGGACAGCGUCAUGCUUCCCAUGGGCUGGGACGCGUUCGGGUUGCCGGCCGAGAAUGCCGCGCUGGAGAGGGGCGUGGCUCCCGACCGGAUAUUCCUCAUGCUAUACGAGCGAGGCCUAGCGUACCAGGAAGAGGCCGAGGUCAACUACGACCCGGUGGACAAGACGGUCCUGGCCAACGAGCAGGUGGAUGCCGACGGGCUGUCGUGGCGGUCCGGGGCCAAGGUGGAGAAGAGGCGGCUGAAGCAGUGGUUCCUACGCAUCUCGGAGUUUAGUGAGUCGCUGCUCGAGGACCUGGACACGCUGGCGGCCGACGGCGCGUGGCCGGAGCGGGUGCUGGCCCAGCAGAGGAACUGGCUGGGCAAGUCGACGGGUGCGAGGAUCAAGUUCCCCGUGCUGGCGCUGGGCGGCGACGUCGGAGCCAACCUGGACGUCUUCACCACGCGGCCCGACACCCUCUUCGGCGUCCAGUACGUGGCGCUGGCGGCGACGCACCCCACCGUCGUGGAGCUAGCCAGGUCGGACCCGGAGCUCCAGGCCUUCCUCGACACGCUCCCGGGGCUGCCGCCGGACUCCAAGGUCGGCUACAUGCUGCCCCAGGUGCGGGCCGUCAACCCGCUGGCCUUCCACGAGGCCACGCCCGAGCCCGUCAAGGCCUCGCUACCCGUCUAUGUGGCGGCGUACGUGGUCGGCGACUACGGCGAGGGCGCGGUCAUGGGCGUCCCGGGCCACGACGUGCGCGACCACGCCUUCUGGCGCGAGCACGGGGCCGACCAGCCGGUACGCGUGGUGCUGUCGCCGGCGUCGCAGGACGGCGGGUCGUCGACGCUGGCCGUGGACGAGGGCGCGGAGCCGUUUGUGGACCACGGCAUCAUGACGGAGCACAGCGGGCCCUUCAAGGGUAGGAGGUCGGACGAGGCGGGCGCCAUGAUGGUGCGCAUGCUCGAGAUGUCCGGGCUGGCUGAGCGGGUCGACAAGUGGCGGCUACGCGACUGGCUCAUCAGCCGCCAGCGGUACUGGGGGACGCCCAUCCCCAUCGUGCACUGCUCUUCGUGCGGGGCCGUGCCCGUACCCGAGAGGGACCUGCCGGUCAGGCUGCCGGAGGUGGACGGCCACUGGGCCGAGGGCAAGGCAGGGAACGCGCUCGAGUCGUCGCGCGAGUUUGUCGAGACGACGUGCCCCAGCUGCGGUGGCGAGGCACGCCGGGACACGGAUACGAUGGACACUUUCGUCGACUCGAGCUGGUACUACGCGCGGUUCGCGGACCCGCACAACGAGGACGAGCUCCUCUCGGCCGAGGCUGCGCGGUCGCUCCCCGUCGACGUGUACCUGGGCGGCGUGGAGCACGCGAUCCUUCAUCUGCUGUACGCGCGCUUCAUGUACAAAUUCCUGGCGUCGGCCGGCGUGCUACCCCAGUACGGAGUCGGCGAGGCGGCGGCGGCGGCGGCGGCGGCGGCGGGGAAGGGCGGGGAGAAGGCCAAGGCAGCAGCAGCAGCCGUGGCGGAGCCAUUCAGGCGGCUCAUCACGCAGGGCAUGGUGCACGGCAAGACGUUUGUGGACCCGGACAGCGGGCGCUUCCUGCGUCCGGACGAGGUGGACGCUUCGGACGCGAGCAAGCCGCGGGUCAAGGCUACGGGGAAGCAGGCGACGAUUGCGUACGAGAAGAUGUCCAAGUCGAAGCACAACGGCGUGGACCCGGGCGAGACGAUUGCCAAGCACGGGGCCGACGCGACGCGGGCGCACAUGCUCUUCCAGGCGCCGGUGGGCGACGUGCUCAACUGGGACGGCGCCAAGAUUGUGGGGGUCACGCGGUGGCUGCAUCGGCUGUACGACCAGGUCUCGGCGGCGUCGGCGGCGGCGAAGGCUAUAGCGACGAGUACGACGACAGGUACGGCUACGAGCACGGCUACAAGCACAAGCACAGCCAAGGAGUACCUGACGGGCAUGCGUGCGCGGAUAGAGUCGUCGCCCCCGGACGGCGAGCUGGCGCGGCGGUGGGAGGCGGACUCGAGCAUCUGGCGCGAGGUGCAGAAGACGAUCCGAUCGGUGACGCAGUCGUACGACGACGUCUACUCCCUCAACACGGCCGUGUCGGACCUGAUGAGCCUGACGAACGCGGUCGGGGCGGGGAGCACGGCGGGAGCGAGCGACGUGAUCAAGGUCGAGGCCGCCAGGGCGAUGGUCCGCAUGGUGGCACCCAUCGCGCCGGCGUUUGCGGAGGAGUGCUGGAGCAUGCUCUGCGACGGCGGGGAGGGGGAGCGCGCCGGCGGCGGCGGCGGCGGCGGCGGCGGCCUCGGCUCUACCUCCUCUGUCUUCUCGGCCGGCUUCCCCGAGGUGGACGGCAGCGACGAGGGCUCACUGCUCCGGCCGGGACGGCAGGCGUGCGCGGUGCAGAUCAACGGCAAGGUGCGCGGGGUGGUGCAGGUGGCGCGGCCGCCGGAGGGGCUCUCGAGGGAUGAGAUGGGCAGGUGGAUGACCGACGCGAUCCUGCAGAGCGACGAGGGGAGAGAUAGGUUUGGGGAGGGUGGCGUGUACGAUGUCGGUCGGGCCAAGAGGGUGAUCUGUGUCGGGGGGGGGAAGACGAUGAAUUAUGUGAUGUGA
Molecule: messenger RNA, 2919 nt
Organism: Geosmithia morbida
Lineage: Eukaryota; Fungi; Ascomycota; Sordariomycetes; Hypocreales; Bionectriaceae
Product: leucyl-tRNA synthetase
Exons: 2
Coding region: 1-2919 (972 amino acids)
Biological process (GO): leucyl-tRNA aminoacylation; mitochondrial translation
Cellular component (GO): mitochondrion
Molecular function (GO): ATP binding; leucine-tRNA ligase activity; aminoacyl-tRNA deacylase activity
Source: RefSeq, a predicted model, not a curated record